Eutrema salsugineum is the source of this 933-nucleotide messenger RNA. RefSeq names its product F-box protein SKIP19. Lineage: Eukaryota; Viridiplantae; Streptophyta; Magnoliopsida; Brassicales; Brassicaceae. Gene Ontology annotation, molecular function: protein binding. The transcript has 2 exons. Bases 1 to 933 code for a protein of 310 amino acids. The record is from RefSeq and is a predicted model, not a curated record.
AUGGAUUUUCCGCCUCCUAAGCCGUACGGAGAAUACAGAAACUGGGCGGAGCUGCCGCCGGAACUGACGUCGGAGAUCCUGCACCGGCUUGGUGCGUUUGAGAUGCUGAAAACCGCUCAGAAAGUGUGCAGAUCGUGGCGUGACGUCUGCAAAGACCCCUUGAUGUGGCGGAAAAUUGACAUGCGCAACCUCUGGGACUUUAGAUACGAUUACGACCUCGAGAAAAUGUGCCGUCACGCGGUUGAUCGCAGCCAAGGCGGCUUGGUCGAGAUCGAUAUUUGGUACUUUGGUACUGAUAAGCUCCUCAAUUACAUCGCCGAUAGUUCAAGGAAUCUGAGAAGCCUUAAACUUGCAAUGUUCUCUGGAGAACUAACAGACUAUGGAUUUGCCAAAGCAGUUGAGAAACUCCCAUUGCUUGAGGAACUCGAGGUUUCAUACUGCAGAGUGUCAGCAGAGUCUAUGAAAGUUGUAGGCAAGUCUUGUCCAAAUCUAAAGACAUUAAAGCUAAACCGUGGGGAUUACGAGUACUCUUAUGAUGAUGCUUUUGCAAUCGCUGAAACAAUGCCCGGACUUCGUCAUCUCCAGCUUUUCGGGAACAUGUUAACAGACGACGGCUUGAACGCCAUUCUUGACAAUUCUCCUAACCUGGAACACCUUGAUUUACGCCAGUGUUUAGACGUUUACUUUGAUGGGGAUCUGGAGAAGCGGUGUUUCGAGAGUAUCAAAGUUGUGAGACGACCUUAUGACUCCACUCAUGAUUACCCGUAUGAUGCAACGUGGGAUCCAUGGGAAGAAGAGUACCGUUCUGAUGCCAGUAUAAUAACAGAACCUGAAUAUGACCAGUCAGGCAGUGACUACAAUGCUUACGACUUUGACUAUUAUUAUUAUGCUUAUGACCCUGACUACGACCAGUAUGAUAUUUAUUUACAAUGA